Molecule: messenger RNA, 916 nt
Organism: Anopheles darlingi
Lineage: Eukaryota; Metazoa; Arthropoda; Insecta; Diptera; Culicidae
Gene: HemK2
Product: methyltransferase N6AMT1
Exons: 1
Coding region: 98-790 (230 amino acids)
Biological process (GO): methylation
Cellular component (GO): eRF1 methyltransferase complex
Molecular function (GO): S-adenosylmethionine-dependent methyltransferase activity; nucleic acid binding; protein methyltransferase activity
Source: RefSeq, a predicted model, not a curated record
AAAGAUCGAUGGUAAAGAACGAGCAACCGUUUUAUCGAAUAAAUUGCUAACGUUUGUUUUCUUUCGGUCCCGCAAAACAGGAAAGCCGCUACUACGGAUGGACACUCCGAUAUACCAGUUCGAACCGAAGGAUUACGAUCUCGUCUACGAACCUGCGGAGGAUACCUUUCUCCUUCUCGACGCUCUGGAAGAUGAGCUAGAGGACAUCAAGGCCCGGUGGCCGUUGGUUUGCGUAGAAGUCGGUCCAGGAAGCGGUCUGCUCAUAACAGCAAUCCGCAAAUGCCUGCUGCAUGCACCACUCUGCCUCGGAGUCGAUAUCAAUCCGGCGGCCUGUCGAAUGACUCUGAAAACGAGUGGCCUGAAUUCCGCCCCGGUCGAUGCGGUCAAUAUGGACCUGCUUGCGGGGCUACGGCCACACUGCGUGGAUUUGCUCGUGUUUAAUCCACCGUACGUACCGACCGGAGAGGUCGAGGGAUCUCUGGAAGAACACGUUGACGAGUUUCGAUCCGGUCCGUCUCCCAUAAUUCAUUCCUGGGCCGGUGGAGCGGAUGGACGCGUCGUGACUGACCGGUUGCUAGGCGAUUUGGAGCGUAUCCUAGCACCAGACGGUGUACUUUACUUACUCCUGCUGAAAGAGAAUCGACCGGCCGAAGUGAUACGGUGGAUGGAGCAGCGUGGCUUCCGAGGGACCAUCAUCAAGGAACGGCGUAUCCGUGGCGAGCAUCUGUUUGUCCUGCGUAUCGACAGUUCUCCUGGAAAGAGGACGUUAUCGGAGAAGGAAGAAGACUAACACAGACACGGUCUACUACGUUUAGCCUUCUUUGAUGCUUGUCGUUAUUAUUGAGUUACCCAAAGUUGGGCAUUUUUAUCCGUUCAAGUUAUGGUGUAUAUGUGGGUUUACCGUAUAUUUAUAUAU